AGAAUAUUAAAGAAGCCCAAGUCUUGAUUUUUGAUUGUGACGCGUGAUGAAGUUUUAUUUACCUGUACGUGUACAGCCGCUUCCUCAGCGAACGAAAUCACGGUAGCGUUAUUUGCUCGAUUCGAACGGUUAGAAAAAAUGGUAAUGGUUGGUUCCCGCAGCUUCUCACCACGACACACAGCUUGUGCGAGUCGAAGAGCAACGCCAGUUCUCCCCGCAGCUUUCAUCCUCCUUCUCUACGCUCUCCCCCUGCAAGCCCAGUUCCAGCACCUCCCUGUCCCGGAAGAACUUGAAGAGCUCGCCCUAAAUUCCACCGAAGCGGAGGAGGUUUUCGAGGGGAAGCGGAAAUACCUGCCGAAGUCCUACUUUCCGUACGAUUUGGAGCAGUACGCCAACGAGGCGAUGCUGACCUGGGUCAACCAGUACAGGAACCGGUACAACGAAACCCGGUACAUCGAGCAGGUGAACAAUUACCUGGAUUCGAUUAGCGACAAAAUGCUGUUCUUGACGAAGAAAGUGCAGGGAAAAAACUUCCCGGAUCCAGCCUUCGACCGGUGCAGGAUGCUGUUGCAAUCGGAUUUUUCUUCCAAAUUCCCAAAGAGCUGGACGAGCACAACCACGACCACGGCGGUGGCACUACUUCAUGUAGUAGCGACAACUUCGCACCAGCAGGAGCAACAGCAAUUGGCCGAACAAGAGGAAUAUCAAGAUCCAUUGCGAACCGAGAUAACAAGCAGUGAAAACGCAACGGCAGCGAUGAAGAAUGGUGGACAGAAUCAAGCACCUGGAUCAACAUCAUUUUCAUCUGCUUCGUCGAGGGUUUUCCACACCGCAGCUCUCGUUUUCAAUUUGAUCCGAGGUUUUCUCGGCGUUUUCAUCUCGGUUUCGUCGACGUUAGUGUCCUUCUUGACGUCAUUUGUCCUGGAAGUAGAGUCCCCUUCAACUACGUCGACCCAAAACUCGACCACGACGAGGGGAAACAAUCUCGACCUCCAAGGCCAAACCCCGGUGCUCGAAGCUGCGUCGCUCUCCGCGUUCCAAACGGAGCAGGACGAGAUUGAGUGGUGUAGAAGAUACGUCCGGGAAAAGAACAACCCGAAGUCGCCGAGACCGCUGCAAACGCCAAAUUUGCGGGGCAGUAAACGGACGAUGCGACGGACGACGUUGAACGAAACCGUUUCGGUCUCGCUGUUUUUCCUGUGCGGGUUGUUGGUGUGGCUGUGGGUGUUUUGCUGCACGACAUACUUUACCAAAGUGCCGGUGCACGCGCUGAAGAAAAAAGUGGGCGAGAAGAGCAGCAGUGGGAUAACUACAUCAUCAUCGUCGAGCAGUAAAAACGGUGAUCAUCGAGACAGAGUAACAAGUAGAGGAGGCGCUGUGAAGAUGAAAGCAGGGACAGGGUCCUCGUCGAAAAGUAGAGGCGGCGGGAACAAUUCGUCUGGAAUAUUAAGCGGUCCUCCACCGGUACGACCCCGGAUUCUCACGAACGCAGAUCAACAGAGGACAGCCGCAGGAGCAGGGAUUUCAACCACAACGUCUGCGGUAGUUCUGCCACCCCCACGACCCGCCGUAAUAAAUUCGUCAAGUAGCAGCAGCACCAGUGUCGUUAUCUCGUUGCAAGAACAGGAAGAUGAUGAACACAACAGGCGGGUCGAGAACACAGACUCCUUGUUGGCAACUCCGAGCGCUGCAUCUUCAAGACGAGCGAUAAACGAGGUUGUUUUGAGUACUUCUACCAACCUCGUCCACCCCGGGAGAACCGCGAUCGCAUCCUCUUUCUCCGCUUCUAACAACAUGAGUAGAAAUAGCAAUGAGAAAAAAACCAAGACUGCAAACUACACCACGACUGCACCUCUCUCUUCUACGACUUUUUCCGACAGCUUGUUUGAGGCGGUGGACGAGGAUGACGAAUUCGAAGCUGACCAAUUUGACGACGAGGACAUGAGCGCGACGGCUUCGCUACUUCUACAGCAGGAUAUCCUGUCCGAUGACGACGAGCUCGAGAGUCCGUCGGUCUACUCGCAGCGUCGGGGACGGGUGGUGAUUGAAGACUAGAUAUGGAUCGAGAUUAGGUACAUGUUUAAAAAGAGCAGGUAUGAUCAGAAAAUACGAAUGUACAAUGUAUGUAGUCAUUUGGAAUCUCUAAUGUUUGAAUUGAUGAAAGAGAAAGACAAAGACUGUAGUUGAGUCGUUGUUGACUUCAGCAAAACGAUUGGACGUGUAGAAUAGGGAGGUACAAUCGACUUGCUGAAGAUUUGUUUCAUCAUCUUUUUCGCAGCUCACGACCGUUCCGAAAGUUCUUGAGCUGUGAGCUCUUGACUAAGUAUGCGGAC
Messenger RNA from Amoebophrya sp. A120, 2333 nucleotides. NCBI's taxonomy places the organism in Eukaryota, Dinophyceae, Syndiniales, Amoebophryaceae. The record is from the annotation of a GenBank genome assembly.